GUGAUUUUUCGAAAGGAAAAUCAAUUUGUUGUGCAGUAAAUUUGAAUAAAUUCGCAUAUUUUCCUUACCAUUGGCUUGUAAAUGAUUGGUUUCCUGUCUCAACAUGGAGAAUAAAUCUGAGCAUCAUCAGCAGCAAAAUUCAGUAACAUUGCUACCGCCUCCGCCGCCACCACCGGAUAUGCUACUUGGCAGUGGUCCUCCUAAUUGGCCACCCGGUCUUGGUGGCCCUUCGCUAAUGGGUGCACCGGGUGGUCCACCACCUUCCCUAAUGGGUCCACCCCCGACAUCACUGAUGGGUCCCCCUCCUUCGGGUGGUGCACCAGGGAUAUUAGAGGACCCGAAUAGGAACCCACCUCCACUGAUGUCGCUCAAUGUCGGUAAUCCGGAACAAGAGCAGGAAAACAAGAAACCUUCCGAGUUGAUACUGCCGAAAGCAUUGGAGGAUGUGUUGGCACUGAAGACGCUUCGCGCUAAGGAAUUGGGUGCCGAAGAGGUGUUGGCAACUACGGGAGCCGUGGUUAUCCCGGCUCCGAUGGCUCCACCUCCACCAGCAGGAGUGAUGAGCUCGUACCUGGACAUGGAUGGAGAUUCCGAUGAUGACAACAUGGAUAGUUUGGCUCCACCGCCGCCAGUUAUCUCGAAGGCGGAAGGUCGACUGGAUCGGAACCGAAGGCGCAAGCAACGUAAGAAGGAAAACAGAAAGGCCCGCAGGGAACAGCAAGUAUUGUUCCAGCUCCAGAAGGGUAAAGAGGUAAGUACGAAUGAAGUUGUCAACAAGGAGCGUGAGGUCGAGAAAGGGAAGAGCUUGGAGAAGAAAGAGAAGAAAGCGGAAGCGGUGGAUAAGAAAGAUAAGGACGAGGAGGGAGCAGAGAAAGAGAAUGGAAAAAAUGAAGACGAGGUGGACGAAGCUGACAAAAACAAAGACAAGAAAAGUGAGAAAAACAAGGACGAUAAAGCAAAGGGUAAAACCAAAAGCAGAGAGAGUAAGAAGAACAGAGAGAAGAGCGUUACUUUGAUAGAAGAUGAGCUGGAGAACGUCGAAAUAGAGUACAUUCCGGAGAAGGUUACCAUUGCGGAUCUGGCCCCGAUGUACCGUCAGUUCUACAGAGUAUUCGAGAUAUUCAAACUAGAGACAAAGCCGAAGGAACCGACUAAAACAGAAAUAGCUGAAAACGAGAAGGCCGCUGCGGCCAAGAAAUCUAGCGAAAAAGACGACGACGAUGAUGACGAUGAUGAUGCCAUGGAUGAGGAUCAAAAGGACGACAAGGAAAGGAUUUCCAAAAGAAAGAUGAAGAAACUGACGCGAUUGAGUGUGGCUGAGCUGAAGCAACUGGUAGCCAGACCGGACGUUGUCGAGAUGCAUGACGUUACGGCACGGGAUCCAAAGCUGUUGAUUCAGCUGAAAUCGCAUCGUAACACGGUGCAGGUUCCGAGACAUUGGUGCUUUAAGAGGAAGUAUCUCCAGGGGAAGCGAGGUAUCGAGAAGCCACCGUUCGAGCUACCGGCAUUCAUCAAAAAGACAGGUAUUAUGGAAAUGAGAGCAUCUUUGCAGGAGAAAGAUGAGUCCAAAACUCUGAAGGCGAAGAUGCGAGAACGUGCAAGACCCAAAAUGGGCAAGAUCGAUAUUGACUACCAGAAGCUUCAUGAUGCAUUUUUCAAGUGGCAAACCAAGCCACGCAUGACGAUCCACGGAGAUCUGUACUACGAGGGGAAAGAGUUCGAAACCCGUUUGAAGGAGAAAAAACCGGGAGAUUUAUCGGAGGAGCUCAGGGUGGCUCUGGGAAUGCCAAUUGGACCGGCUUGCCACAAGAUUCCUCCGCCAUGGUUGAUUGCCCAGCAGCGUUAUGGUCCACCGCCAAGCUACCCGAACCUGAGGAUCCCCGGUCUAAACGCACCCAUUCCGGAGGGUUGCUCUUUCGGUUACCACGCUGGAGGUUGGGGUAAGCCACCGGUCGAUGAAAAUGGCAAACCACUGUACGGAGAUGUGUUCGGCAUGAGUGCCAGUGAAAAUGAGAACGGUCUCGGCGAAGAGGAAGUCGAUCGUACCCAGUGGGGCGAACUGGAAUCGGAGUCGGAAGAAUCAUCCGAAGAGGAGGAAGACGACGGCGAAGAUUUGGGUGCACCACCAGAUGAAAGUGGUCUCAUCACUCCGGCCGAGGGAUUGGUCACACCGUCUGGUCUUACGAGUGGCGUCCCUGCUGGUAUGGAAACACCGGACACAAUCGAACUGCGCAAAAAGAAAAUCGAGAGCGAAAUGGAGGACAAUGAAACACCGGUGCUGUAUCAGGUUUUACCGGAAAAGCGUACCGAUAGGAUUGGAGCUUCUAUGAUGGGAUCCACCCAUGUGUACGAUCUGGCUGGAGCGGCAGCAGCCGCCGCUGCCGCUGCUGGUGGAUCACGUGCUGCCCGUGGAGGAGCAGUCGAUCGGGAGGGUAUGGUAGAACUGGCACUGGAUCCGUCCGAGUUGGACAUGGACAACGAAGCAAUGGCCCAGCGGUACGAACAACAGAUGCGAGAGCAGCAAAGCCAUCUGCAGAAGGAGGACCUUUCCGACAUGUUGGCGGAGCACGUGGCCAGACAAAAAUCCAAGCGGAAACGACAACAAACGGAUACCACCAGCAAGCAGACCAAGAAGUACAAGGAAUUCAAGUUCUAGGCUGGUGUGGUGGCAUCUGGCAAUUUCUAAAGGUAAGAAACUGUCAACUAAUAUUCCCCAUUUAAUAUUGCUAUAAAUAGUAUACAAUAAUAAUAAAAGCCCAGGCAUA
Messenger RNA from Ochlerotatus camptorhynchus, 2765 nucleotides. It is a transcript of the gene Sf3b2, whose product is annotated as splicing factor 3b subunit 2. Lineage: Eukaryota; Metazoa; Arthropoda; Insecta; Diptera; Culicidae. Gene Ontology annotation, cellular component: U12-type spliceosomal complex; nucleus. The coding region runs from base 104 to 2656 and encodes 850 amino acids. The record is from RefSeq and is a predicted model, not a curated record. The transcript has 3 exons.